AUGAGUUCUUCUACGAUUACAAAUAUUAUUCUUCUUAGUGAAAAAUAUACACUCUAUACAAAUUAUCUUAUAUUCAUUAUUGGAAUUAUUGGAAAUAUUCUUAAUAUUCUUGUUUUUACGGGUUUGAAAAUCUUUCAAAAAAAUCAAUGUGUUUUAUAUAUUAUAACCGAAUCAAUAUCAAAUAUAUGUCAAUUGAUUAUAUUCUUUCUUAUACAUUUAUUAAUGCUCAUAUAUAAAAUUGAUCCAACAAAUUCAAUACUUUUCUGGUGUAAAUUUCAUGCCAUGAUGAUUGCAUUAUGUACAUUAAUAUCAUUUUCUGCAAUAUGUUUUUCUGCAUAUGAUCGAUAUAUUUCAACAAGUCCUCAAUUUAAUUUAAGAAAAUUAAGUACAAUUAAAUUGACUGAAAUUCUUAUAUUUACAACUAUGAGUAUUUCACUAUUACAUAGCAUUCCAUUUUGUAUUUUUAUGGAAAUUCGAGAUUCUGUCUGUAGUGUUUUCAAUCCGAUGAUGUCUCGAUAUUUAUCUUGUUUUUAUUAUCCAAUAUUAUCUGGAAUUCUACCUAUUUUUAUAGCAUCAUUAUUUAGCAUCUUAGCAUAUCGUAAUGUUAGACGAAUAGUUCGACUUCAAAUGCCAAUAGUUCGCCGACAACUUGAUCAACAAUUGACAGCAAUGGUCCUUGCUCGUAUUAUUGUAUUUGUUAUUUUAACAUUACCUUAUGCUCUUCAAAGAAUGUACAUAUAUCUUCCGAAGGUUGGUAAAUCGAAUCUUUCGCGAAUUGCAAUUGAUAAUCUAUUAGGAAGAAUUAUGAGUUCAUUUUUCAAUCUAAAUUAUGCGGUAAGAUCUUUCAAACCAUUUUUACCAUUACUACAUUGUACUCGACUACCAGUCGUACAAUUAUGGGCCGUAUGGGCUAUUCAUCAUGUCUGUAGUACAGAUCGUGCUCGAUAUAGUAGAAUAAUUCGUGAAGAAAAAAUUUAUGACAUAAUGCAAAAAUUAUAUGAUGAACAAUCUCUAUUUGAAUAUCCCGAUCUAUUGAUGAUUCAAUUAUUGAAAUCAAUUCUUCAUUUUCUUAAAUCAUAUCAUUCAAAUCGUCAUCAAUUUUCUUCUGCAGUUGCUAGUUAA
Messenger RNA from Rotaria sp. Silwood2, 1122 nucleotides. The record is from the annotation of a GenBank genome assembly. Lineage: Eukaryota; Metazoa; Rotifera; Eurotatoria; Philodinida; Philodinidae.